Neoarius graeffei (lesser salmon catfish) is the source of this 2243-nucleotide messenger RNA. RefSeq names its product interleukin-2 receptor subunit beta-like. The record is from RefSeq and is a predicted model, not a curated record. The transcript is spliced from 11 exons. Gene Ontology annotation, molecular function: cytokine receptor activity; protein binding. Gene Ontology annotation, cellular component: external side of plasma membrane. Bases 387 to 2000 code for a protein of 537 amino acids. NCBI's taxonomy places the organism in Eukaryota, Metazoa, Chordata, Actinopteri, Siluriformes, Ariidae. Gene Ontology annotation, biological process: immunoglobulin mediated immune response; cytokine-mediated signaling pathway.
CUCCCAUGAAACAAGUGAUCAGACAAGUCACUGGGUCUAACAUAACUUUGCAAUGUGUGGAAAUUCAACAAUUUGGAAAAGGCUUUUCCAUGUUCCUCAUGACUUCAGAAUGUCCAGGAUUUAGUCAGUUCAUGCAGUUCUCAAUAGAAUGGACGUUACCACUAUAAGAGUUACUUCAGCACUGGAUCUGUUAAUAUAUCACUGUGGAUUUGGCAGUGGCACAUGGAAUGAGGACAAUUCAAAACUACAGUAUGAGAAACUCUCCCCCACGGAAAAGCUAGUUCACUGAAAGAGAAAGGAAGUGGGAUGUGAAAGACGUACAUUUGUGAUAGCUGAUAGCAGUUACCUUCAGUUUGUGUUUAGGUGAUUUGCUUCCAGAAUACAAAAUGAAGAGGAAAAUGCUGAUUGGUCAGAUUCUCAUGCUGUUGAUGUCAGUCAUAUCUUCAAGCUUGGCCAAUGAAAAUCUCAAGUGUUACACCGACGGCAUAAAGCUCAUUACGUGUGUUUGGAACACUUCGUCAGUGGAAGACAAAUUUCAAAUAACACCAACCACCAACUGUUCCCUGCAAAGCAUCGAUGAUAAUUACAUAAGAAAAAUUCCUCUCAGAGUUAACCUGGAGCCUCUUGGCGGCUCACAGUCGAAAUUACGUCAAGGAACUCUUCAAUUUGCUGAGAGUACUUUGACUGAUGGUUCCCCAGAUGUCCCGCUGGAUGUACGGUGUGAAAACAUAACUAAUCUAUUGGAAAGUAUCCCGGAGUUUUAUCCCCCAUCUUUUGUUAAGUUGUAUCCUCCUGAGACGCCAGUUGUGAACAAAGGGAAUGUCACCUGGAAACAAGGUUCUCCUCACUCUGUAUUUGUCGUUGCUGUGAAGUAUAAGGUGCAGUGGGGUUUGCUUGAGAACAGCUGGGAGAAGAACCAGGUGGCAUUGACAGAAGAGACACAGUGUGAGUUACCAUUAGAGAAGCUGAUCAAGGGGAGGCAGUAUGUGGUCAGGGUUCAGGCCACUCCUAACACAGAACCACAAUUGUGGAGCGAGUGGAGUCCAGUUACUCAGUGGGAAUCCACUGUGGGUUCACCACCUCCGUCAGAGCCCAUUUAUUUAUUACUGGGUGUACUCAGUAAUAUAACCAGCCUUGUAAUUGUAGCAGUUGGAGUCGUUUUACUGGCUUUCUUCUGUGUCCGACGAUACAAGAGGAUGAUAAAAUGUUUAUAUGUACCCACACCUGGGAAAUAUUUUGGCGAUCUUUUCUCUGACCAUAAUGGGGACUUUAAGGCAUGGCUGGGCCCUAUUGUGAAUCCUGAGAUAUAUAUCAAAGCUGAUUCAGAGUGCAUCUCGCCUGUGACAAUCUACAAAGUUUGCAGCUCUGAUAUGUUAUCCAAUAAGAUGGAAAAAGAUGCCAACUUAAGGGAUCACAACAGCUCCAGUUUCUCCAUCUCCACUUAUUUCCUGUCCCAGAGCUCAAAAUGUGACGCCGUAGUAGAUCAGCUGGAGCCAUGCUUAGCAGACAGCCCGUAUGGACCGGCAGGAGGAGGCAGUGUGCAAGAGAAAAUUCUGCCAGCCACUCAUGAUACCAGCCAUGACAAUGAAUUGACAGAGGUCAGCAUGAGCACCCCUUUGGAAACUUCCUCCUCCUACAAGCAGCUGCAGAAGCUGCGGCUGGACAUUCAGAGCCCAGACUCAGGCUUUGCCGGCAACUCUGAGGAACAAGAAAGCCAGGAGGAGUCCGGAAGUGAGGGACUUCCCAGCCCACCUGUGGUGGACAACACUCUGCCCAUCAGCUGCAUCCUACUGUGCCCAGUGCCCCAGCUGAAAGGACUGCCUCAUUUGGGAAUCCCACCUGGCUUGACAUGGAACCCACAGACGAACCGAACCUUCACAAACUUGCCUUCUGACAUCUCCAGAAAUGUUCUGCUGGGAAAUUCUGGCAACAUGGCUUGCUCUGGGAUACUGGAGCCCUCAAGUGAUGACUAUAUGCCUGUUAAGAAGGUUCAAGGAUGAUCAUGUGGCGCAAUCAUAAACCCAACAAAGAUGACAGGAACAAAGGGAAGUGUGAUGAAUGAAUGUCAUAAAAACUCCGGCUAAUUGUGAAGUAAAGUUUAACCCUUUGGUGACUGACCCCUUGAAAAUGGUUCCUCCAGGAACGAUGACGUUUCAGUUGUCAAGACAACGGAAAAACUAAAAUACAAAAACAGAAAGAUACGUCACAAUGCUCUUGUGCACAAAACAAAAUGCUCUUGUAUU